CACCCGUAUUUCCUGCUCGUAUUCUCGUAUAUUCUGCUCUCGAUUGUUUUGAAUGUUUGGCUUUAUUGAUUGCCAAACACACCGAAAAGACUACUUAAUUUAAUAAAUUGAAUUGAUAUAAAUGCUACUGAAUUCAAUUUUUGGGGUUCACCUUGAAUCCUGUUUUUAUACGAGGAAGUAUUGUUGCUGGCGGGAUAUUAUGAAUGUUACACAAAAACAGUGUACUGUUUUGUACAUGCCAUUUAUGUUCCACUUUCUGUUCAAAUGGCGACUCAGAAGAAAAUAUCUGUACCAGUGUUUACAGCGGUGGACAGAGAUGUUUUUCUCCGACAGAUAUAUCCAAAGCGGAAACCUGCCGUGCUGCGAGGAGUGUGUCUGGGUCCCUGCGUGGACAAGUGGACUGUGGAGUAUCUUGCCCAGAAGGGAGGUGACAAGGAGGUGAAGAUCCACGUCUCCAGCGUGCCGCAGAUGAACUUUCUUCAAAAAAACUUUGUGUACAGGACGCUUUCGUUCGAUGAGUUUGUGAAGCGGACGUCUCAGGAGAAACACCCAGAUUUCUUCUUGUGUGAGGACGAGAGCUAUUAUCUUCGGUCCCUUGGAGAAGAUGUCCGAAAGGAACCAGCUGACCUGCAUAAACAGUUUCCCGAGCUAGCUGAGGACUUUCACAUCCCAAACUUCUUUGAGCGAGGUCAGUUUUUCUCCAGCGUGUUUCGCAUCAGCUCCCGCCGUCUGCAGCUGUGGACCCACUACGACGUGAUGGAUAACCUUCUGGCUCAGGUGACGGGGAGGAAGAGAGUGGUGCUUUACAGCCCGCAGGAUGCAUUGCACCUCUAUUUGAGAGGUGACAAAUCUGAGGUCUUGGAAAUUGACUCACCAGAUGUGAACUUGUAUCCUGAGUUUGUGAAGGCAGUGCGACACGAAUGUGUGCUGGAGCCUGGAGAUCUGCUUUUCAUUCCCGCCCUGUGGUUCCACAACACCCUGGCACUGCAGUUUGGUGUUGGCGUCAACGUGUUCUGGCGCCAUCUCCCUGCCGACAGCUACGACAAAAAGGAUCCAUACGGCAACAAAGACCCCGUGGCUGCGAGUCACGCCCUUCAAGCCCUAGAGAGGGCGCUGCGCAGUCUUGAUGAACUGCCGCCAGAGUAUGGCGACUUUUACGGUCGCCGCAUGAUUCAGCGAAUCCGAGAGCGGAUGUUUUGCGACUGCCCCUCAAGCCCACAGGUGGCCUCGGAGUGAUUUUACUCCAUGUAGUGGGAUAGGGAAGCUUGACGAUUUGGUGUCACCAUCGGCUUCGGAUACCUGCUUCUUUCUGACUGGCUCGUUUGGUGAAAUUCCGUCGUCGGAGAUGGUCAAAAGGAUGGCCCCGGGAAUUUGCGGCUUCACACCAAAAUGGCUGACUUCCUGUUCAAGGCCCGACAUGCGUCGUCCUCGAGCCUUUUUUUGUGUCUUUGAUAAAACAUGACAGGUGAGGGUCAAUGGCAAAAUUGCAUCAAAAGUUUUUGGACACUUUAUUGCACAGAGAGAACUCUUGUGUGCAUGACACAUUCAUGAUUAAAGCUUUUUUUU
This is a messenger RNA of Hippocampus zosterae (dwarf seahorse), 1566 nucleotides long. It is a transcript of the gene tyw5, whose product is annotated as tRNA-yW synthesizing protein 5. Gene Ontology annotation, molecular function: 2-oxoglutarate-dependent dioxygenase activity; tRNA binding. The transcript has 8 exons. The coding region runs from base 265 to 1236 and encodes 323 amino acids. Gene Ontology annotation, biological process: wybutosine biosynthetic process. Lineage: Eukaryota; Metazoa; Chordata; Actinopteri; Syngnathiformes; Syngnathidae. The record is from RefSeq and is a predicted model, not a curated record.